Messenger RNA from Brassica oleracea var. oleracea, 351 nucleotides. RefSeq lists its product as uncharacterized. NCBI's taxonomy places the organism in Eukaryota, Viridiplantae, Streptophyta, Magnoliopsida, Brassicales, Brassicaceae. The record is from RefSeq and is a predicted model, not a curated record. The transcript has 2 exons. The coding region runs from base 1 to 351 and encodes 116 amino acids.
AUGGAAGAAUCUAAAAUAAUAUUCCAAGAAGACAAGUUGUUGAGUGGGCAAGUGAAGUUGAAAGAAGAUGAGUAUCUGCCGAAAGAAUGUUUUAUCACAAACCUUAGAAUAGAGACCAAAGAGAGUACUACGAGAAAAGAUAUUUUAUCAACUUUUUUUGGAGAAGAAAUAUAUCUUCAUCUUUUUGUUAUUAUACAUUUUGAAUGGAGAGGAAUAAGAGAAGUUAAACAAUGUCCAAAACAAAGGAGGCGUAAGAAAGGCGCAGAUGUCGUCGAUAAGAUUCAUCGACGAGAUCUUCCCAAGAUUUGGAAUAUGUCUACCUGCAUUACCACCCACAUCAUAAAAAUAUAA